Messenger RNA from Rotaria sp. Silwood1, 1092 nucleotides. The record is from the annotation of a GenBank genome assembly. NCBI's taxonomy places the organism in Eukaryota, Metazoa, Rotifera, Eurotatoria, Philodinida, Philodinidae.
AUGUGCGAAGGAAAAGCGAAUACAUGGGGUCCACAAACAUUCAUCGAUCCAGGAUAUAUGCAUACGAUUUUAUUAGAAGACCUUCGUCCAUCAACAACCUAUUUUUAUCGAGUUGGAAAUAAUGAAUAUGGCUGGUCAUCAAUCUAUUCAUUUACAAAUCGUCCUGCAACUAAAGAUGAAGCAGUAACCUUGAUUGCAUAUGGUGAUAUGGGUUUAUCACCAGUACAACCCGGUGCUAAGUCAACUAUCGAUCGAGUAACAACACGAAUCAUAUCAUCAAAUAUUACUUGUUUGUUACAUAUUGGUGAUAUUAGUUAUGCUCGAGGUAUUGGUGCACUAUGGGAUGCAUUUAUGACUCAAAUACAACCAAUAGCAGCUCGUGUGCCUUAUAUGGUCGGGAUUGGUAAUCAUGAAUAUGAUCAUGCUACAGGAGGAGAUAAAGAUCCAAGCGGUGCACCAGGUCCAGGAGGAUUUAGACCAGGAUGGGGUGACUAUGGUACUGAUUCAGGUGGUGAAUGUGCUGUACCUAUGGUUCAUCGUUUUCAUUCUCCAUCGAAUGGUAAUGGUUUGUUUUGGUACAGUUUUGAUGUUGGUCCAAUACAUAUACUUUAUUAUUCAACUGAACAUGAUUUUCGUCGAUCAUCACCUCAAUAUGCAUGGAUUGAGCAAGAUCUUCGUUCAGUCAAUCGUUCUCGUACUCCAUGGCUUAUUGUUGGUUCUCAUCGACAUAUGUAUACAUCAGAAAUAGAAUCGAUUGGUGAGCAUGAAAUUACGAUAAUGUUACAAUUCUACUUAGAACCAUUGUUUUAUCAAUAUCAUGUCGAUGUCAAUCUUUUUGCACACCGACAUUCAUAUGAACGAUCAUGUCCUAUGUAUCAAAAAACAUGUGUUGCCGAUGGUAUAACACAUGUAUUAAUUGGUAUGGCGGGUCAAAACUUAGAUACUGAUGUGUAUUCGAGUGUUCCAUGGAGUAAAUAUCAUGAUCAACAAUUUGGAUAUACAACAAUAUUUGCCAAUCAAACAUAUCUGCAUCUGACAUAUUAUCAUAAUAGUGAUGAUGGUAUUGCUGAUCAAUUUGUGCUAACAAAAUAA